AGAUGGUAUACAAAGAUGCAAAAUUAAAAUAUCUAUUUGGUUUGGCUGAAUCAAUUGGGAGGUUACUUUAAAAUUUGCCACCUCCUGUUGACCUAUUUACUUUUUUAAGCAGAUGCUGGGCUGAGCCAAUACUCCUUACUUGAUUGUGUACUAGAUACUAUGUGAGAUACUUAUCUGGGCUUAGUUUUCGGGGCAACCCUUUUUCUCGAGACAACCCAUAAGAGGAGAAUAAAAUGUAGCUGGUCUUACUCUCUUUUUUUGUUGAUAUCCUGUUUGUUGUUCUCCUCGGAAAAGGAAAAAGCACAGAUGACCGGGCCAGGAGCGGCUGUCCGUCAAAAAUAUAGGACCUUGAAGAGGAUCAAAUUAACUUUCACCAAGGGAAAGGAUUAAAUCGACUGCUUUGCUUCUGGUAAGAAGAUACAGGGGAAGAGGACGACAAGUAAGGGGGUAGAAAAAACGUGGAAGAGUUGAGGAGAAGUAAGGAACAAGUGCAAAGAAUUAAACUACUACAAUAUUGGCCUUCAUUUCUCUUUUCAGCCUGCAGCGUAAAGUGAAAGUUGGUUGGUGGAAAUCGAUUAAAAAGUAAGAAAGAAGAAGGCGACGCUGCAGGGCAGCGGCGGAAGCCAUCGUGGUCGUCGGGAAGUGAGGUUUUCUGAGGAAGUAAUCGAGCACUCGACCCCGAAGACUACGCCGAGCCCGCAAGGCUUUGCGAUGUCGGAAAGACGGCUUACCAGAAAGGCUGCGAAAGAUGAAAAAGAGGCGGCGGCGGCGGCGGCGGCUGAAGAGGAAGAAGAACGUAGCAUGGGGUUCCAACCGGAAUGGCUGGCCGAGAAGGAAGGAAGGACCGAGCAGCAGCAGCAGCUCAGAGAGGAGCUACUAGCUGGAUCUUUCAAAGAAGAAUGUUCCUCAAGUGAAGCCAAAAACAGAGUGUCCAACAAAAAAUUUAGUGGCAAAAUGCAAAUACAGACAGAAAAUACUAACAUCAAAAUGUCAGGUGUCACUCUCACUCGACCGCCUAUUAGGACUUCAAGAGAAGGUAAUCCUCCUUCCCCGCCCGUAACUCCUGAGCUCAAGAGAUCUUUGAGAGGUUCUUUUUCAGAUUCAGUGCAGAAUUUGGAAGAAUUAAAGCACAGAAAACAAGCAAAGGCUGACAUAAUAUUAGGGGAUCAUAGAAUCACAAAGCGUGAGAAGCUCAGUGCUGUACAGAAGAAGGAUCUACAAACUACUUUAAAAAUUUCUAAACCUGAAAGAAGAUACUCACUUACAGCAAUUGUGAUAUUCAUUGCAACUUGCAUUGCUGCUGGUGGGUGGUAUAUAUUUUGGCAUUCAUCAAUCCAUGCUUCGGAAAUUGAUUCUAAAGUUCUACAAACAUUUAAAAAACAAAUGAAAGAGCUCAGGAACACCUAUCCAAGUCAAGAUGCAAUAGUGUGGAACAGAAUCCAAGGUACUUUUGAGAAACGUCUAAAUUCUUCUCACCCUCAUUUGGAACCAGCUAUUUUAUUACUCACUGCAUCAAAAGAAGCUGAAGAUGUGUUGAAGUGUUUAAGCAACCAGAUUGCUGAUGCUUUCUCAUCUUCUCAGGGUGCGCUUACAGUAAUAAUUGAUGGGGCCAGCACAAGAGGUCAAGAUAGUGACGUUGUCAAAAUUACUGUUGAUGAAAAGCUGAGCUCUGGUUUUGGGAAUGGUAACAAAGCAGCGGUAGUCCAUCGGUUUGACUCAUUACCCGCAGGUUCCACCCUGAUUUUUUACAAGUACUGUGAUCAUGAAAAUGCAGCGUUUAAAGAUGUGGCUUUACUAUUAACCGUUCUUCUGGAUGGGGAGUCCCUAAACAAGAGCUUUUCCUUGUUGGAAGUCGAGGAGAGAGUGAAAGAUUUCCUCUGGGCUAAAUUUACUAACUCAGACACACCAAAGUCUUAUAACCACAUGGACACAGACAAGUUGAGUGGCUUGUGGAGUCGCAUAGCCCAUCUAGUCUUACCUAUAUGGCCAGAAAAUUCCCUCCCUCGAGAGAAAUGCUUGCAGAUGAAAUAAGAAGAGGGAGCAAGAAGAAAAUACGUUGCAACACAACAUGUAUUGUAUAAAUCUGUGAAUGUUUAUAUAAUGAGAAAAUUGCAAUUUACUAAUCAGAAUUACUGAAGUUAUAGGUGAUUCAAUAUCAGAAUAAGAUUUCUCCUUUAUAAGGAAGCUGAUAAUCUAUAAAGAACUUUUAGAUCUUUAACACAAUUCUAGUGGUUUAUUGGAAAUCAAGAUUCUAUAUACUGAGGGGGGGAGAAAUCUUGUUCAGGCCCACCCAACUUUGUGUAAUAUGAAUUUUUUUAAAGCAUCAAAAUCCUUACUGUGAUUGUGGGCAACAAGGUAAGAAAUGAUAGUACUAGAUUUCAUCUUUCUGCUUGAAGUUUAAUGGACUGCAAACUUGAAGUUGAGACCACGUUUUCCUAUCGUCUAAGAUUUAAUUCUGUCUUACUCCAUUUCCCAAAACUGCAUUAAAAAAAAAUCUUGUAACUGUAUAUUCUGUAAGUUUCUGCUUUGGCUACAAAAUUAUGUAAGAUGUAAACCUGUUGACUGAUAGGCUGUUUUUCUCAUUUGAAAACAGCCUAUAGAUAUGUUAUAUGUAUAGUUUCAAAUAAUUAUAGUUGCCUAAAUC
Messenger RNA from Notechis scutatus (mainland tiger snake), 2644 nucleotides. The record is from RefSeq and is a predicted model, not a curated record. NCBI's taxonomy places the organism in Eukaryota, Metazoa, Chordata, Lepidosauria, Squamata, Elapidae.